UUAGCGCAGAGAGGAGCGCGUCUCCAGUGUGCUGGUUGCUGGCGGCUGUCAAGGUAACGUGUAGAACCUUACGGUGCCGACAAGAUGCUCACGCUUUUUGUUCUCGUGGUUUCGUUAACUUUUACCACCGCGGCGUCCGGGCGCGUUGCGCGGAGCUGCGGUACGUGUGAGAUCAGCAAAUGCGCCCCUCUCCCGACCGAGGGGUGCAAGUUCGGCGCCAUUCUGGACGGCUGCGGCUGCUGCGAGGUCUGCGCCGCCGGGCUGGGAGAGCCGUGCGGGGGGCGCGGAGCGUCCGCCAAGCGAUGCGCCUCCGGAAUGGAGUGCGUGAAGAACGAGGAGGAGAAAAACAGCAAACUCGGUAUCUGCGUCUGCAAGAGCGACUACGAAGUGUGCGGCACCGAUGGGGUGACAUACAAAACUGGCUGUGAUUUGAAAGGUGCCAGUCUCAAAGCCGUAAGCGAGGAGAAACCUGAAAUCAAGGUACUCAAUAAGGGAAAAUGCGCACAAGCUCCUGUCAUUGUGACCCCUCCGAAAGAGAUCUGGAAUGUGACUGGCUCCCAGGUCUUCCUGAGCUGUGAGGCCAUUGGUGUCCCCACCCCCAUCGUCACCUGGAAGAAGAUCUCUCCCAAUACCAAAGGAAAGGCAGCCCUGCUUCCUGGUGACAGAGACAACCUGGCCGUGCAGACACGAGGGGGCCCCGAAAAACACGAGGUCACCGGCUGGGUCCUGAUUUCGCCGCUGACCGAGGCGGACGGCGGGUCGUACGAGUGCCACGCCAUGAACGCCAAGGGCGAGGCGUCGGCGGUGGGCAGCAUCCACGUGGUGGCGUCAAUCGAUGACAUCCCGACAAAGAAAGCUAACGAGGACGAGCUGUGAGGAGGUCGGCGGCGUGCACAUCGGGGGAGGCCCCCGGCAGGACUGGGAGCAGCACCACCCCACCCUGCUGGAGACCCGCACGCAGAGGAGAAACCAAACGGCACACAUGCACCCACAGUCACCAUGCAAAUGCUGCCAACACAACACAUAACCUGCUGUCCACUGUGACUGUCCUUCCCCGCUCAGAGUGCUCUUAUACAGCAGCACUGUGAGGGGGAAAAUAGCACUUUUUUUCACAGACAAACAUAUUAUCUCACAGUAUACAAUAUCUGCAAAAGCUUCCGAGUGUAUUUUUUUUGUAGGCAGGGUUGAUAUGCUAUAUCUUAUUUUCCAUGUACAUCAAAUGGGUUUUCGCCUUUAACGAAGAAAUUCCUACCCCACCACCGCCUGAGGAAAGACAAGGAGAUGGCGGAUACCUCACCCUUCAGUGUCCUAUUUAAGCACGUUCCCCCGAGGGUGUCCCUUGUACAGUACCUGACAAGCCAUAUUGAAAAGACUUUCACAAGCCAUUGUGGGGUGGGUAGCUGGAGACAGACAGCUGAGUAGGGCCCACAGCCAAUGCAUUAUGGGAUUAUCUGAGCAUGUGUGUGACAGCUUAAGUUUAAAAGAAAUUCAAUACUGUAUGAUGGGAUGGUUAUAGGAUAGUUCAGGUGGUGGGCAAUUAUUGUAUGAGUAAGAUGUAGCCUUUUUUAAUCUGAAAAUUCUGUAAACUAAGCUUACUUGCAAUGAACGACAACUUCUGUCCCUCUUUCUUUCAUUUAGUUUAAAUUAUAUUAAUAUGCUGUCGUGUACCCAGGCUAGAAUUUUAAACAUAAGCACUGUACUGCAUGCAAGUGUCUCUGGCGAGCACAGCCAGGAGUAGCUUUGCACUCCACUUUGAGAGCACUCCGUCACGUUAAACCGUGCUACUGCUUCGACUAUCAUGUUACUCUGUACUCCUUUUUGAGAAAGUCUGUGCUUAUAGUUGGUUUCUAUUCAAUACCUGAAUGCCCUUAAACGGAGGACUAUCAUAGUCCUACCUAGCUUUCAAGGGAGGGAGAAUUUCAAGCACGGUUUUAAACAGAACACCAAAGAUCAAAUUCAGAGGCUGAACAACAUAGAUCUGUCUCCAGUUUCACGAGAUAGGUUCUAUUUUGUACUCAGUUUUGGAUUAUGGACCACUAAUACAGGUUUUUAUUAUAUACUGCACAUUGUAUCUGCCUUUCUCUAAAUAAUAAACAUACACAUGUUGUGUGUAUUGGUGUGAAAGGACA
Molecule: messenger RNA, 2129 nt
Organism: Megalops cyprinoides (Indo-Pacific tarpon)
Lineage: Eukaryota; Metazoa; Chordata; Actinopteri; Elopiformes; Megalopidae
Product: insulin-like growth factor-binding protein 7
Exons: 5
Coding region: 85-876 (263 amino acids)
Biological process (GO): regulation of signal transduction; regulation of cell growth
Cellular component (GO): extracellular region
Molecular function (GO): insulin-like growth factor binding
Source: RefSeq, a predicted model, not a curated record